This is a messenger RNA of Rhododendron vialii, 6906 nucleotides long. RefSeq lists its product as uncharacterized. The record is from RefSeq and is a predicted model, not a curated record. Gene Ontology annotation, molecular function: histone H3K4 methyltransferase activity; protein binding. The transcript has 19 exons. Gene Ontology annotation, biological process: positive regulation of DNA-templated transcription. NCBI's taxonomy places the organism in Eukaryota, Viridiplantae, Streptophyta, Magnoliopsida, Ericales, Ericaceae. Gene Ontology annotation, cellular component: histone methyltransferase complex. The coding region runs from base 342 to 6743 and encodes 2133 amino acids.
UCCCUUUAUAGCCCCGAAAAAUCAGGCCCGGCCGGCCCGGUCCUGCUCUCCCACCCUCUCUCUCUUCAGUCACUUCUCAUCGUCACUCACUCACCUCACUAGUCACUCCUGACUGCUCUGUUCAACGCGCGCGCUCUCUCUCUCUCUCUCUCUCUACAUGUCUCACUCUCCUGUACGCGUCGCCGAUGUAUGUCCCAUUUGCUCCGUCUCCCCUUUCUCUGAUUCUGUGAUCAUAACCUAGGGUUCCUCCAUUAUCAGAUUCGUUUUCUCUAUAUCUGUGCGAUUAAAUGUUUCCACCGCUUUUGAUCGAGAAAGGUUAGCAGGGGUUAGCCGUUUGAGACAUGGAUAAUCCUAAUUGGCAGGCGAAAUGUAGUCCGACGUGGCAGUCUCUGAUGCAGCAGCCGUCGAUGGAUUCGGCGUCGCCUCAACUUCAGCCUCAUGAGCCUCGUAAUAAUCAGGUGCGGAAUACAGGUAUGCUUUUUUAUCCACAUGUAUCGCAAGAAUCAAGCCCUUCAGCCCACACAAUAAUACGUGAAUCCAUGGUUCCCAAGUCAUCAAAUAUACGUCCCCAUAACUCAAACCAUGCCGAUCUGGGAAAUUCAUUUUUGUCACUUCUUUCUGGGCCACCAUCGUUGUUGCAACGUGAUUUACAGCAAUUUUCAAGUCCAGGGGCAGUCGUUAAAGUUCCUGUUAGUAGUAAUAUUUUCACAGUCAGUGCUGCUGGAAGUGGAGUUUCCCUUGCUUGUAACGGGAUUUUUUCACAACCCCCUAGCAUUGAAAAUCCAAGAAGUGGAGCAGAUCAGUUCCCAGUUGUUGCAUCCAGGUAUGGCAACAGCUUUAGUUUGCUGGAUGUUCUUCAGGGUGGAAACGUUAAUCAUCAGAGUUCAGAGCCUGUGAAGGCAGCCGUCUGUCUCUCUGAUGCCAGAAAUGAGAAAGUAUGGGAUUUUUCUUCUCUGAGUCGACACUCUGCCAAUACUGGGAAGCCACAUAGCAAAACUACUCAGGCAGCACAAAAAGCUCCAUUAGAGAUUAACUGUUCUACUUCUCCUUGUUCGUAUACUCUCCCCCCUGGCUGCCCUCGAGUGUUUUGUUUGGGUGCAAGUGGGGAUUUGCUGCGCAGUGAUACUGGACUACUUGGUGUUGUUUGCUCAUGCCAUGGAUUACGUAUGUCUAUCUCUAAAUUCUGUCAGCAUUCAGGUGUGUGUGAUGUUAACCCUGGGGCUGCUGUUCAUAUGGACAGCGGUGAGACCAUAGCUCAGUGGCGAAAGCUUUACUUCCAUAAAUUUGGGAUUAGGGUUCCAGAAGAUCACAAUGGAUGGGAUUGGCCUGAAGGAUUCUCAACCACUGCUGGUACAGUGAAACACAGUGUGACGGCAUCCAACAUGCCCAAAAUGUCUGACCUGUCUAAUGUGGCUGGUUCCCGUGGAGGUUUAGUAGAACAUAGACAGCCUCAACACAAUGGUGCACUUUUUAAGAACCAUAAUACUGGUCAGAAAUCGGUUAAUGAGGUUUCAUAUGUUGGAAAACAAAGGAAUGCUCAAGAUGGUUACAAUGUUCUUCACAAGGGCUUAAUUGGUGCUUCACAGAGCAAUUUCCCUUCUGUAGUAAAUAACCAGAUUAUGGGCUUCCAUUCAUCUGGAUGUUCAACAGUGUCUGAGUUUAUUGGCACAAGGGGCCCAUAUGAUGGUUGUCAUUCCGUUUCUGCUUGCGCUGAUUCAAACUCAAAGAGUGGACAACCAUUCAUUUCCUACAAAAAGUUACAGAACUCAAAAUCCCACGGUAAUGAUUCUGACAUCAGCAAACUUUACAAUUUGAAGAAGGGGAAUACUGUGGACAUAGAUGCAGUUUCCUCAGGCAUUGAGCUGAAACUUGGGCAACCAUCUCCCCAGAGCCAGACUUUGGGAACUUCUGUUUUGCCAGCCUUUACUUCUCAUCCAUUUGACAGGCAUGGUGAUCCCCGGAAAUCUCUUUUGCCAGAGCAGCUGAUUCAUAACAGUAAUUCCAGGGGAAUGCAGGAACACUGUCAAUAUCUUCAGCAUGCUGCUGGCUCAUCUAAUACCUGUGGGAGAAGAGGACAAAGCCGCUUGAACCUCGUGAGCCAAUCAUCUGGAAUCAACAAUGCUAGAGAUGCUAUUGGCACAGGGGAAUUGAAUGGUGAUGCAGAUAGAUGUUCGAUGUUACUUACACAAUGUAAAACGUCUACCGAGGGAAGGAUAUAUUCUAAAGCUUCUGGUGGUACGAUGGAUAACUGUCAUGUUAUUCCUGGGGCAUUGCAUUGUGAAUCUCAUAUUGCCAAACGCGACUCAACAAGUUCUUCAUGGACGAGAGGCUUUGCAUCAGGUCAACUAACCGUCAAUAAAUUGGGUCUUCAGGGCCACGGUGGCAAGGCUAAAGAGGCAGCUUUUGCUGCUGAUAGCCUGCGCGUUGCAACUGAACCAAACUUUGAGUUUCGCACAAAGCAUAGGGAAAGUUCAACUACUUGUGAUGGAGCUGGUUGUCAUAGUUGUUUAGUGGUACAUGACAAGAGUUCUCAUCUGUACAAGUUCUCUGGACGGCCACAUGGUGCUUUAGAUCCCAGAAAUCCUUUGAACCAAUCAGGAAAAACUCAUUGCCUUGGGUUUCAUGGACAUUUGGAUCACGUUUUCCAACAAUCCACAAGUUCACCUGUGGAUUCUGGAUUAAUGUUGCCUUUCCCAGCUAUCUCGCUAGGAUUUUCGUCAUCAACUUCAACCUCUGUAUCAAAUACUGCUCCUGCACUGACAAUCAAAGAGGGCAAUGGUGUAUACCCCUAUACACUGGACGAGAAUUCGAGAAUGCUUGCAUUUCGGCAUAUUUUUGAGUUAUCUAAUCAAGUACAUGACAAUGCUUCUCUUGGAACAGAGCAGUGUCAAGGGGUACCCAACAGCACUUGCAGGGAUAAUAUACACUGUUCUAUUGUCGAUCCAUCUUCAUCUAAAGAAGACCGGUGUGGUCUUGGGGCAACCAGCAAACAAGUUGCUCCUGAAGUUGCCUUUCGAGCACUCCAAUCUGGUUUUACUUGUUGGAUGGAUGGUGAUGCUGAAAAUCUAGUCCCUACAUCAGGUCUGAGUAAGUGCAGUUUCUCUACUUUCUUGGCAGGGACAUUAUUGGAUGGAAAAGCUAUUGAAAUGCAGUGCCAGCUGUCUUGCGAUAUGCAUCGAAAUGAGCAUCCUGUGGGAAGAUCUGGAAGAAUAGAAAAUGACAUCAAUCCUUCAGAUAAAUGUGGGAAAUGUUUUCAAAGAGUUCCAGUUGCAUAUGUCCCAGGAAAGUGUGUUUGUACUGCCCACACAAGUUCUUUAGGUGGAAAUUGUGAUUCCAAAGAUGAGAACUUCUUCAGUGCCCUUAAAGAAUGGAGUGGAAGUAUCAACGGCAUGGCCUCUAUACUCCUUGAUCGGAAAUUGGAAAGAAACUCUACUUUCUCGAAGGAGAAAGCUGUUUCCAUUGAUAAAAGUGGCAACACAGAUGGCCAGGUCAAGAAGAAAGUUGAAUGUCAUGCUUUUCAGUGGAGAGAUGUUCCAAACAAGGCAACAAAGAUGCACAACUUGACAUGCAAUCACAGGUCAGCUAAUUUAUUAGACAGGAGGGAAAAUGUUGGGGACCAAGUUGCUGAAGCUGCUGCUACUGCUAAGCGCUUUGACACCUCUGCUCAAGAUGCUGCUUCCCUGAAAGAGCGAGAAAAGUCUAAUAUUUCUUCAGGAUGUUCUGCUGCUGCUGUCACUCAGGCAUCAGUCAAGUUUGAUAGCUUGGAUUCUUCUACUGUUGGUGGAGACGAAUAUACAAAAAAUCUUGUAGUGGACGAAGGAUCAGGCAUUGAUAAAUGCUGGUCAUCCGAUGAUCCACCUGACAGUGGAAGAAGUUCUGAAAUCUUUGGAUUUACCCGUAAUAUCAGCUCAGCCUGUGAAGGAUCCUCCAAACUGUUACCUGAUCAAUCUUCUCGUAGUCUUAUUGAUGAGCUUAGGCUCAGGGACUCGUUCAUAUCGAAGAAUGUUCGAAAUAAAGUCAAUAAAGGGCUUUCUUCGAUUCAUGACAAGACCAAUCGGACAGAGACCUUUGAGAAGGCCUAUAAAUCUGCAAAGAGAGAAAGACCAACGAAACAGAAGAGGCUAGAUGUGUCAUUUCCCCCCGCUGGUAUAGACAAUGAUAAUUGGCACUUCGUUUCGGCCAAAGAUAUGCAGAUGCGGCUUCAACCUGACAAAGGAAGAUCCCACAAUUGUGGUUGUUCCGCUGGGCCUAAUUUCAAGCAGAGGCCUGGUUUGACCAAAACAAAUGAUAGAAGAGAAUUGCACGGGCUUUAUAAUGACUGUGAGGGGGAAAAUGCUCAGAUUCCAUUAGACACUGAGGAUGGUUGUCUUGAAAUUCCUGAAAUCUCUGGUAGAAAAAGGUUCAGAUCCGGUCAAACUGCUCCUACUACUAAGAAGCUGCAGGUGGAAGAACCAAAUUGCGCUGAUACUGGGAUCCAUGCAAAGUGCAAAUCACCAGAAUUUAAGAAAAGCUCUUCUAGCAAGCAGUUGGGUAUAUGCAAAGGGCAGGUGAGACCUGUUGUAUGUGGGAUGUAUGGUGCUAUUUCUGGUGGUGAUUCAUUCAGACCUCCAAAAAUUGCAUCUCUCAGAAAAAUUCUUGAAUCAACCAGAAGAUAUACAGAUGCAGAAAAUGACAAAUUGCUAAAAACGUGCACAAAGAAAUCAAAGAAGAGAUGUAUUAGAGGAAGCAGUGGAUGCAUUGGCAAAUUUUUUAAUUUCAAGGACAGAGACAUUGAAGGUCAUGGCGACACAAUAAGUAGUAAGCUGGUUCCUGAUGAUUCUGUGAAAGAAACAGACUCUGGUUUCUUCCCUUUGGGCAAAGAACACGCUGAUGUACAUAAUUCGAUGGAGGAAAAAAGAGACGAUGGAAGCGAGGAAGAUGAGAGGAUUCUCGACACUGGUAUUAGCACUCUGUUGAAGCCAAAAUGCAAGGAAAUACGCAAGCGAAGCCUUUAUGAGCUGUCAAUUAAAGAGAAGGAAUCAAGCUUUGUGGGUGUUUCAGAUAUUAAGACCCCAAAAUGUCAACCGCAAAUAAAGUGCAGAAAUAUGGGAAAUUUUUUGAACAGUGCUGAAGAUGGUAAACUUCGUGCUGAUGGAUUAUGCACGGCUAAAUCUGAUGAGGAGCACCAGUGGCAGUCCUCUAUUUCACAGUCAGAUGCAUUCUGCUGUGUCUGUGGAAGUUCAAAUAAAAAUGACAUCAAUUGUUUAUUGGAGUGCAGUCGAUGCUUAAUCAGGGUGCAUCAGGCUUGCUAUGGUGUUUCCAAAGUGCCCAGAGGUCGUUGGUGUUGUAGGCCAUGCAGGACAAGCUCCAAAAGCAUUGUUUGUGUUCUCUGUGGUUAUGGAGGUGGAGCUAUGACUCGGGCACUGCGGAGUCGUAGCAUUGUGAAAAGCCUUUUGAAAACUUGGAAUAUUGUCACAGAAUUUGGGCCCAAGGAUGCAGUUUCUCCUUCGGAAAUUUUGGAGGACAAGUUCAGCAUGUUGAGUCCCUCAACGUCUGCACUUGAGAGGGAUUCAUUUCCUAUCAUCAGACCUAUACCUAGUGAACCCUCUUCUGCAGUGGUUUGGAAAAUGGAUCUGCAGAAGCAAUUGGAGUGCGUUAAGAAUUCAUCUUGUUCUUCUGACAACUUGAAUGUCCUCAACAGCAUAACAGCUGGAGUUGUUGAUUCCACCGUUAAGCAGUGGAUUCAUAUGGUUUGUGGGCUCUGGACACCAGGAACACGCUGCCCCAAUGUUGACACCAUGAGUGCUUUUGAUGUAUCUGGUGCUUCUCAUCCUAAAGCAGAUGUGGUUUGUUCCUUGUGUAACCGGCCAGGUGGUUCUUGUAUUCAGUGCCGAGUAAGGGAUUGCUCUGUACAUUUUCAUCCUUGGUGUGCUCACCAGAAGGGCUUACUGCAAAGUGAGGUUGAAGGUGUUGAUAAUGAGAACGUCGGUUUUUAUGGGAGGUGUAUGCUUCAUGCAUCAUACAACCAGUGUGAAACAGAUGGUGAUCCUAUCGGCACUGAAACUGGCCAUCCUGGAGACAAAGAAUAUAGCUGCGCACGAACAGAGGGUUACAAAGGUCGUAAACGGGAAGGCUUUCGUCAUAACCAUCCGAUCCUCUCUAAAGGCAGUGGUGGAUGUGCUGUUCCACAAGAGCAGCUGAAUGCAUGGCAUCACAUUAAUAAGCAAAAGCCAAGCCCUAAAGGACUUGCAAAGCUGCCAACUUCAGAUGUUGAGUAUGAUUGUCGGAAAGAAUAUGCUCGGUAUAAACAGUCAAAAGGUUGGAAAUAUUUGGUAGUGUACAAGUCAGGCAUACAUGCUCUUGGUCUCUACACAUCCCAGUUCAUUUCCCGUGGUGCAAUGGUGGUGGAGUAUGUUGGUGAAAUCGUGGGGCUCCGCGUGGCUGAUAAAAGAGAGAGCGAGUAUCAGUCUGGAAGAAAACUUCAGUACAAGAGUGCUUGCUAUUUCUUUAGGAUAGAUAAAGAACACAUUAUUGAUGCCACUCGGCAGGGAGGGAUUGCUCGUUUUGUCAACCAUUCAUGCCUGCCAAACUGCGUUGCUAAAGUGAUUUCUGUGAGGAACGGAAAGAAGGUUGUCUUUUUUGCAGAGCGAGACAUAUACCCUGGAGAAGAGAUCACUUAUGACUACCAUUUUAACCACGAGGACGAAGGGGAAAAAAUUCCCUGUUUUUGUAAUUCAAAAAAUUGCAGGCGUUAUCUGAACUAAGCAUAGCUGGUGACCAGUGUAUUCCUUGAAUGGGAGACUCAGAAGGAAUACUGAUCAUUUUUCAGAAGGAAUACAGACCCUAUAGUGGUGUAAAGAAUGGGCUUGUUGUAUCUGCAUAUGUUGUAAAUCUGGGCUUAUAAUAUAAUUCGGCUAUUUAUAUAAA